AUGAAUGCAAAUCUGAAUGCACAAGCCACUCGCUUGGAAAAACAAGAACAAAAAUUACAGUCCUUCACUGAACAGAUUGCUGAUCAAGAGUACGGUGACUUUGAUGAUUAUAAUGACUAUGAGUGCCAAGACCAAUAUGAUGAUGAUGCAUGUAUGUCUGAACAAGCAUCCAUUCUUUCAAGUGCUAAGAAAACUCCUGGGGGAGGCAUAUUUAGUUCAUUAGUGAACAAAUUCCAGCAGGAAGAUGCCGUUGAUAGUGAAGUCAAUGAUGACCUGGCACAUUUUGUCAACAUGUCUUUUAGAAGUGGUUUGACGGAAGAUAAACUGUCAGAUAUAGUGAAGGACAUACACAGGCCACAGAAUUGUGAGGCGUUGGUUAAAACCAGAGUCAACCAGGGAAUCUGGAGACUACUGAAAAUGCAUACACAGGCCGACGACAACCGAAUGCAGGUAAUCCAAGAUUUGAUCAUCAAAGCCACAUCCAACCUUGUCAAGCUUAUUGACAAGAAUGCUGACUCUUUAGACCCUUGUGAUAUGGACUGGAGUUCAAACUCUAUUGCGUUGCUUGGACAGGCAAAUAAGUUGAUAAAUAUUCGCCGUCAAGAACUCCAUAAGUCGGAUCUAGAUCCGAAGUACCAUUAUUUGGCUUCAGCAUCUCUCCCAUUCACUGAUCACUUAUAUGGUGACGAUACAGACGUCAACAAGAAUGUGAAGGAGAUCAAUGACCUGAACAAGAUUGGUCGUAAUCUUGGUAGAGGAUUCCCUCGGGGCAACUAUCGUGGCUAUGCUAGCAGACGCCCUCAUCCUUAUUACCGACGAGGGUUCCGUGGUAGAGGUCGUGGUCGGCCAGACAUAUCGGCAGCUUCAAAAAAUGUCAGGAUGGCGCCCAAGAAGUAGAGCAGUCUGAUUGGUCGUCUGGUGCAGAAGGUACUGCUAGACGAAGCAGAGAUGGUCCUGGUGGCGCCUGUUUGGGUAACUCAGAACUGGUACACAGCAGUUUUAGAAAUGUUAAUAGACAUCCCACUAAUCAUCAAAGUA
This is a messenger RNA of Ruditapes philippinarum (Manila clam), 1038 nucleotides long. RefSeq lists its product as uncharacterized. The coding region runs from base 1 to 897 and encodes 298 amino acids. The record is from RefSeq and is a predicted model, not a curated record. Lineage: Eukaryota; Metazoa; Mollusca; Bivalvia; Venerida; Veneridae. The transcript is spliced from 2 exons.